AGCAGAAGAAAACACCCGCCAUCUUGUCAGUCAGUCGAAGUUCCCACACUGCACUGCGGUAUUGUUGUUUGCGUUAAACAUGGCGUCGGUGAGCUGUCCGUUACAGAGAACCUUCUCCCGCCCAGCCACCAGCUCGUCCCAAGCCAACACCAGCCCGGUACUCUGUCGGGAGCGGUUAUGGGUGUUGUCGGUGCAGCGUUACGGGAGAGACCCAGGUUUCAGUCUGUAUUUCCCGCAGAACAUCAGCUCCUCAGACAGCCUCUACGACGCUACUCUGACAGAUGGGGACUGCAGGCUGCGUGUGACCCUUGACCCCAGCCUCAACCGUCUGGUGGAGAGGAACGUGUUCCGGUGUGGCUCUCAGCUACGACAUGUUACCUUUUCACCCGGGGAGUCUGUAGAGGAGGAGGGGGGAGGAGGGAGGACUUACAGGCUGGUGAGUGUGGAGGUGGCUGGGGACGAAGGGGGGAUGGAGGGGCUGACUCCCGGGGUGGAGGUGGAGAGACUGCCAUGGUACGGAGCCCAACCAGAUCCAGAGAGAGACCCAGGAUCCCAUCCAGCAGACCCAGCCCUAAUCCCAGACCCAGUCCACCUAGAGAGGGCCCAGGCCCCCAGCUUGCUGCCCCUCAGGGCCAGGAGAAGCUGCUAUCUGCCCCUCUGGAACAACCAGGACUACAGUGGACCAGCCUGGAGGGAGACCCCCAACUCAGACGACUCAGAGGACUCGGACCAAGACGAAGAGGGUGUUCGGGCUACAGUGACGCUAGCUGAACUGCAGGAGGACUUCCUGUCCCGUAAGGGCGGUGCCACAGUGAGGAGGGGUGUGGCCAGGGGUCUGCUGGUGGUGCGAGUUCUAAACAAGUCCAGAGUGAUGUAUUAUGGGAAAUCCGACAGCAAUUGUGAAUGCCCUUAUAAGGCGGUGUUGGAGGUGUGUGAUGUGUCAGGGUGUGUGUGUGUGUGUGUGUUGUGGAACAGUGUGUGUGUGUCGUGGUAUGGCAGACUGAGACCAGGUCAGGUAUUGAGAACGAGAGGCUUCAGAGUCAAGGAGAGCUACGACAAGAGAGACAACCAACAUAUAGAGAUCAGUCUAAACUCCAGGAACCCGUCAGCUGAGAUCUCUAUCGUCCCAGAAUUCUCUCUGUCUGCUGACGUCCGUUUGCUACGUCCCUCCUACUCCUUCUGCAAUGGGAAGGAUCUCCUCAGCUGUCCCCACGGCAACAUCUGUGAUGUCAUCGGCCUGGUGGUGUUCUCUGGCCGGCCUGAAAGAAUCAGGAGCAAGGAUGGACAGGGUAAAGAGCUGUUGGAGUAUCGGUGGCUCCGAUUGGAAGACGGGACUUCUGAUCAACCAAUCAUGAUAAAGCUCUUCUCAACGUCUCAACCAGAGACACACAACAAGAUACUCCCACUAUCCGUAGUGGUGUGUACCAGACUCCAGAUGGUUGGAGAUUCAUCCUGCUGUUACCUCACCAACACUACCUACACACAGAUCUACUGCACAGGUUCUGGCCACCACUCAGUGAUGCCCUACAGGAAGCUCCACCCAGUGCGUCAGUUUGUCCGAUGGCUGCGGAGCGUGGAUGACAGACAGGUGUUGAGCAGGGCUGUGGUUGGUGGAUACUUCAUCUACCCGCCCCCUCCCGUCUCCCUGGAAGCCUACAUGAAGAACAGAAAAGGUGAACUAGGUCUGCUGAGAGGGGCGGAGCUAAAGUGGGAGGCGGAGCGACUUCAGUACAGAGAGAGACGUAGCUUCUGUAUCCAGGCAACCAUCACCAUGGUUACUCACUGCCAUAGAGGAAAGGAAGACCAGUGUCUAGUGUGGAUAGACAGACCUGCUGCUUUCUCUCCUCGUAUCUCUCCCUCCUCUCCUCGUAUCUCUCCCUCCUCCCCGCGUAUCUCUCCCUCCUCUCCUCGUAUGUCUCCCUCCUUUCCUCGUAUCUCUCCCUCCUCCCCUCGUAUCUCUCCCUCCUCCCCUCGUAUCUCUCCCUCCUCUCCUCGUAUGUCUCCCUCCUCCCCUCGUCUCCCUCCCUCCUCUCCUCGUAUGUCUCCCUCCUCCCCUCGUCUCCCUCCCUCCUCUCCAGGCUCGUCAGUCAAAUUGAGUCCCAGGCUUCUGAUGCUGAGAGCAGGGUUAGGACUCAGCAACAGUAAAUCCCCAAAGAGAAAACUUUUCAGCAGUGCUGGACCCCCCAGGAAGAGACUGACUCUAGGGACCCAUCCAGAGGAGGAGACCGACACAGGAACAGAGGGCAGUCUGUGGGAAUCUUCCAUGGAGUUUCUGUCAGACCAAUAUGAUGAAGAUGAGGAUGAUGAUGAUCAGUGCAUUCCUCACGGUCCCCUCCUCUCCUGUCUAACGUUGUUGGCGGAUCUGAUCGCAACGGCCUUCCAGCUGGCCAAUCAGAGGCUGGUGUGUGUUCUGGAGUUGUGUCUUCUGGGAGGAGACAGAUUGGAGGUGGUCCUGUGUAGAGCCUUCCCAGUCUGA
Molecule: messenger RNA, 2476 nt
Organism: Oncorhynchus masou masou (cherry salmon)
Lineage: Eukaryota; Metazoa; Chordata; Actinopteri; Salmoniformes; Salmonidae
Product: RPA-related protein RADX
Biological process (GO): regulation of DNA repair
Cellular component (GO): replication fork
Molecular function (GO): single-stranded DNA binding
Source: RefSeq, a predicted model, not a curated record